This is a messenger RNA of Culex quinquefasciatus (southern house mosquito), 9193 nucleotides long. RefSeq lists its product as uncharacterized. Gene Ontology annotation, cellular component: membrane. Lineage: Eukaryota; Metazoa; Arthropoda; Insecta; Diptera; Culicidae. The transcript is spliced from 19 exons. The coding region runs from base 1932 to 8393 and encodes 2153 amino acids. Gene Ontology annotation, molecular function: monoatomic ion channel activity; protein-containing complex binding. The record is from RefSeq and is a predicted model, not a curated record. Gene Ontology annotation, biological process: transmembrane transport; monoatomic ion transport.
CAGCACCGCGUUCGUUCGUUCGCCGCCGCCGUUCGAUCCAAGUGGACAGAACUUUUGAGGAGAAGAAAUUAAAGGAUAUAGUAAUCUGUUGGACCCCCCCUUUUUCGGACAGGAGUUCCGCGAGCAGCGGAGUGCGGGGUGCUCUUCCCGACGAAUCGGCUUGCUACUGGCAAAGUUGAGUCUUAAGUGGAGGUCGGACUGAAGUUAGCGUUAAACUGUGGGGAAGGAUUAAGGACGACGUGGUUGGUGAAGCAACGGUGAAUCUUCCGGUGUUGGUUCGGAUUUCGGACGUUGAGUGGUUCGAGGAUUGACGACUCACGUCUAACCAACUUUUGCGGAGUUUGGCGAGUGUGUGCGUGCAAUUAACGGGUACAGGAAUUUCCCGGAAUUACUGUACGUGAGUGGGUGGUUGGUGUAACCAACCGAGAUGUAAUGGAGGCCUACGACGGUGGGUUGAUUUUCCUACUGUUUAUGGAUAGUGAAUGGCUGGAACGUGAUUUGGGGCGCGUUGAGGUCGCGAAACUUCGCGUAGUUGAUUUGGUGGAGACGCAUGGUGUGGGUUGGUGAGAAAUCGAUUCCCGAAGAAACGACAAUAUCCGGAAGUUACGAGAGCACUUCCUGCCCAAAUUAGUGAUGUGUAGUGCGAUGUGAGAUUGAUGUAAUUCUGCUCCGACAGAGAUUAACCAAGCGGAGAAGGAAUCUGUGCACCACAGGAAGCCCAUUACGAAUAUUAAUGAGUGUCUCUUCAAAUUUAAUUAGUGUUAAUUAGUGUAUCCUCCAACGGCGAAGUCUACGUCAAUAGCCUAGUGGCAAUAUAUGUUAAACGACUUAAGCCCCGUUAGCUUUAGUGAGAAAAAAUAAAGUGCGUCCCGUAGCUCCAAGUGAGACGUAGAAUCACAGAUAAUAGAUAACCCAGCAAAACUAGUCGAAAAGGAAAACUUCCCCCCUGCAGUGUUGGGAUAAAAGUGCUUCAUCGGAAAUAUCCUCGCAGGACGUUACAUAACCUUCCACCAGAAGACGACGACGACGGAAGAACCGUUCCGGAAGGAAAAUCCGACGCGGAAAAAAGGGGGAAAACAAAGUGUGGCCAUUUCCCUCCCAUUCAGCGGGGUAAGCGGAUAAGCAAGUUCACAUAACGAUUAAUUGGAUUAAAACAAAGGUAUCACUAUACAAAGUCAACCGUAACCAGGCCGGAAAAGUGAAUGACGAAGAGGACGACGAGGAAAAACAGCGGAAAAGUGUCAAACGGAAUGAAGGGUGUCCUGUGAGAAAUAGUGUGUCCAACGGUGUGAAUCCUGCUGGAAACUGAGAAGCAAACUGAGUUUUAUAUAGAAGCAAGACAGGAGGUUGGUUGAAAUCCUUUCGGUUGUGCGGCUUGGUGAGCCGCGUCCAGCCAGGACGGAUUGUCUGACACCCACUGGCAGUUGAUGGAAUGCCGUCGCAAAAGGACCGUGCCUCAACCCCCCCUCUGGAGAAUUCAAUCCAUCGUCAGGGAACGACAAACGCGUCGACAUUGGGGCAGUGGUGACAGAUGAAGCAGCCAACACCCCGGGAAGCAGUGUUGCCAUCGGCGCUGAGGAAACGGCACCAUGACGGGGAUGACACUUUCCAAGUCGGAUGUCAACGCUAAUUGGCCGUGACGAAUUGUCCCGCGGGGGCGUUUCCUCCCUGGAGCCUAACUUGUCGGCAAGAUUCAGUGCAGAGGAAAAAUAAAAGUACGAAAUAAGAAGAAGAUUAGUGCAGGGGGGCUUUAAGUGAAUCAACUCUCGAAAGCAUCCACUAAACCGGAAGCAGUAAAAGUGUGCAAGUGUGUGAAUGUGUUCUUGUGUGUGUGUGUGUGUGUGUGUGUGCGUGGGUGAGUGAGUAAAAAGCUUAAGCGCGCGAUUACCAGUGGUCAACCAUGAAACUUAGUGUCAGUGCCUAUCGAGCCCAUGCAUCUGCACACAAGAAGAUCCUGUCCAGCAGCUCCUACCAGACGCAGUUCAACUACGGAAGCACGGCGGCUUCCUCCGGCUCGGCACCGACCACGUCGGGACUGUUUUCAGUUUGACACUGCGUUGUUGUUGCUAGUGUGGGUGGUGGCCACCGGCGACGACGGCAGCGGCCUCGUGCUUCUGGUGCUGGUCACAAACACGAAGACGACGACGACGAAGACGAUGACGAAGAAGAAGAAGACGAUGGACCCGGCCAACCCGAACGCUGCCCUGAUACCGACAUGUUCGACCAUUUCCGGCCAGUCCUCCUCCAGCGGGGCCCCGGGCACGGCCAUAGUGGCCAUCGGGGGCGUCGGCGGUGGCAUCGGUGGCUCGUCUUCGGCCAUGGUCCCGGUGACCGGUGCCGGCGGGUCGACGCUGCUCAGCCCCACGUUGCUGUCGCCGGGCACCAACACCGGCACGGCCUCGAUUGCCACGUCCCGGGACGAGGAGGAUGACUCGAGCAACCAGGUGUCCUCGGCGGGCAGCAAAAGCUCCGGCCAGCGUUUUAGCUCCGGUUCGUCCCGGACCCUGGUCGGUCCGACCACCUCGCUGGUGUCCCGCUCGACCAGCAACGAACUGUCCGCAGUUCGUCCGCUGCGUCAUCCCAGCUACAACUCGUUCCGAACGUUGCGAACGGCGUCUAACUCGUCGGCGGGAACCAUCGACCAGCCGGGUGCCGGAGGAGGACCCCGAACCGGACUCGGCUAUCAGUCCAUCGAUAGAAGUUUCAGCUUCAACGAGGCCGACCAGCGGCGCAACCGGCAGCGGGCGCGGCAAUCUUCGUCCGUCCGGUGGAACGAGGCGUCCUUUUCGCGCCAGUCUUCGACCACUUCCCGGGGCCGGCGACCCUCCCGGGGGCGUCGGUUCUCACUGCGGGAUCCAACGCUGGACGAUGACGACGAAGACGACGUUAAUGAGAUUAAUCAAUUAUCCUCGAUGGAUAGCGGGGGCGGUGUCGGUGGAUCCCUGCGAGGUCCCGGCGGAGGCCAACUGCUGCAAAAGUCAAUGUCCAACGGGAUGACCCAGGGCGCCCAGAGCUGGAAGAAGCUGCGGGCCGUGAUGGCGUACUACUGUUCGCUGCGAAAGAUCAAGAGGACCAAGUCGAACCAGCGCUGGAUGAAGCUCCGGACGACGGUGCAGAUCUCGUCGGCCAUGUCGGUCAAGAAGCCGCCACUCAAGCGGGAAGACUCGUUCCUCAAGCGCUUCUCGACCCGGCAGAUCCCGGAGACGCAGGAAACCGUCGAGGACACCGGCUCGGAGGGCGCGACGGACGCGGACAAAACGGUGCGGCGCCGGCGCCGGCUGAAAAUCCCCAAGACCGUCGUCAACCCGGACGAGAACUUUUACUUCUACUGGCUGAUGACGGUCACGAUCUCCAUCCUGUACAACCUGUGGACGCUGAUCGUGCGGCAGAGCUUCCCGGAGCUGCAGGAGAACGCCAGCCGGUUCUGGCUCAGCUGCGACUGCCUCACGGACUUUGUCUUCAUCGUGGACGUGGCCGUUCAGCUGCGCACCGGCUACCUCGAGCAGGGCCUGAUGGUUUACGACUCGAAGAAACUGGCAGGCCACUACCUUCAUUCGAGUGAAUUUUUGUUCGACUUAGCGAGCUUAGUACCCUUAGAUAUCUUACAAAUUCGUCUCGGCGCGCAGCCGUUGCUGCGGUUUCCUAGGUUUUUCAAGGUUUAUCGUGCCAUUAAGUACUACUACAUCGUCGAAAGCAGAACGGUUUGGCCCAAUUUGUGGCGGGUCGUAAAUCUAAUCCACAUCCUGCUCAUCCUGGCGCACUGGUUCGGGUGCUUUUACUUUCUGCUCUCCGAGGCGGAAGGCUUUCAGGGCGACUGGGUGUAUCCGUACCGGCCAGGGGAUUAUGCAACGCUCACCCGGAAGUACCUGGGCAGUUUGUACUGGUCGACGCUCACGCUGACCACGAUCGGCGAUCUGCCGACGCCGGAAACGAACGCGGAACCGUCACAAUCGGCGGACGGCCCUAGAUCUCUUCCGCGACGUGGACUUAAAUCCCGACUCUUGCAGUUCAACUCGAGCCGAGGGUACGUGUUCACGAUCGUCAGCUACCUGAUCGGCGUGUUCAUCUUCGCGACCAUCGUCGGCCAGGUCGGCAACGUGAUCACAAACCGGAACGCGAACCGGCUCGAGUUUGAGCGGCUGCUGGACGGCGCCAAAACGUACAUGCGGCACCACAAGGUGCCCGGCGGGAUGAAGCGGCGCGUGCUGCGGUGGUACGACUACAGCUGGUCCCGGGGCCGGAUACAGGGUGGCGGGGACAUCAACACGGCGCUCGGUCUGCUGCCGGACAAGCUCAAGACGGAGCUGGCGCUGCACGUGAACCUGAGCGUGCUCAAGAAGGUCACGAUCUUCCAGGAGUGUCAGCCGGAGUUUCUGCACGAUCUGGUGCUCAAGAUGAAGGCGUACAUCUUUACGCCCGGCGAUUCGAUCUGCCGGAAGGGCGAGGUGGCCCGCGAGAUGUUCAUCAUCGCCGACGGCAUCCUGGAGGUGCUGAGCGAGACGGGCAAGGUGCUGACCACGAUGAAGGCGGGCGAUUUUUUCGGCGAAAUCGGCAUCCUCAACCUGGACGGGUUGAACAAACGGACGGCCGACGUGCGGUCGGUCGGCUACUCGGAGCUGUUCUCGCUGUCCCGCGAGGACGUCCUGACGGCGAUGAAGGACUACCCGGAAGCACAAGAGAUCCUCCAAACGCUGGGACGCAAAAGACUGAUGGAGGUGCGCUGCGUGAACAAGAAGCACGCCAGCAAACACGCCGCGAAGGAACACGGCGUUGAACAUAGCUCAAACGUAACCAACAACAAUAACAACAAUAACCAAGGUGAUAGUAGUGAUAAUAGUGCCUCAAAACGUAUCGUAGAUAAGCUUAGAAGUGAUGUUAAGGGAUUUAAGAAUGCGCUGCGCAAAUCAAGGACGGGAACAACUAGACGUAGUAACGAAUCGAUCGAGAUGCAACCGCUGCACGGUGGCGGCGGCGGUGGCAACACGAGUGGGGGCAGCGGUGGCAGUGCCAGCAGCAAAACUCCCAAAACCAUGCUGCGCCGGAUGCCCCGGGUCAAGUCGGACGAGGUGCACACCGAGGACGAGGGCGGCGGCCGGGACCACGACAAGGUGCCGAGUCCGAUCGGCGCGGGGCUUCCACUGCUGCAGCGGCUGCGGCUCCUCAAGGAGAAACAAGAUCGUGAAGAGCGUGCCGCAAAGGCGUCAUCCGCGGGUGCCACCGCCAUGGGCCACGUGGCCUCCGCAAGCACCACCACCGCACAAAUAAUCUCACCGCCACCGCCAAAUACUCACGUAACAUCUGCCAUAUCACCGCAGGAAUCGAUACAGGAAGAGCCGGAACCGGAAGUGAUCGGGGCCGGGCUGCCACUGAUGCAGCGGCUCCGGAUGCUCAAGGCCAAAGAGGACCGCCAGGCCCGGGACGCGCAAUCGAAGCUCCAGGUAGCUUCAAAUCAGACAACAUCCAGCUCACCGUCGCUGAUUCAGAGCCUGAGUCCGACGUCUCCCAUCCAGGUGAAGGCCAGUCCACCAAGCCCGAUCCUGAACACCAGCGCCGCGGCUCACCACGGGAAAAGCUCGAUGCGGGUAUCGUUCAAGGAUCGCAUCAAGAGCAUGCAACGGCAAGAGUCCAAAGCGGAGUCCCGUGCGGCGGUGGCUGCUGCGGCUCCAGCGACCAUCGCCGAAACCACCGACAUGAGCCAGCACCUGCUGACGAGCGUGCCAACGAAACCUGCCAAGCCAUCGGCGGCGCAAUCGCUAAAGGACAAGAUCCGAUCGCUAGGGCACUUGCAACGAGGCGGCGAUGAUCAUCAGUUGAAGCCGUGGUCCAAGCUGAAGCUGGCCACGGUGGUAAGCGUGGGUGGGAGUUACACCAGCUUGAACAACAGCUUCAACGAGGACUCGCCGAUCCUGGAGCAGUCGAAAAAGAGCCGCCACAAAACCUCCAUCCCGGCGGAUUUGAACCUAUCCUCGCUGGUGUCCACCACACCUCCUCCGAUCUCUUCCGCGCCCCCAACGACCACGGCCAGCGGGUCCGUAUUUCAACCACCGCGAAAAGUGUUCAGCCAAAGUACGUUCGUCGACAAGGUCUGCACGAGCGACAGUGAAGUGAUGACGAGCAAGAAGCAACCUCCACCACCGCCGGCCCGCGUUCGCAUGAAACAGAAACCGAAGCCGAUCCAAUUGACCAGCGAACCGAAGGAUUACAAAAGUUACGUGUCCGUUGACGACCUGUCGCCCGAGUACAGCGGACUGCCGUUUGUGAAGCGCCUCAAGAUACUGAACGAACGCCAAAAGCUGGCCGAACUCGAAUCGGCCAUGCAAACCCGUAGCCUUAGUCUAGAUUGUACCGAUUCCAACAGCAGUAACGCCGGCUACGAACCGAUCGAUCAGCUGUCACGCAGCAAAAGCGAAGGUUCCGGCAUAGCGUGCUCCCACUCCAAGAGUGCCUCUCCCGUAACACACCAGCACCACCGAACAGACAGCGGUGGCUCCUUCGUCGGAAGUACCCCGCUCAGUCCCGAGUCGAACGAAACGCCCGAACGGCGCCAGCUCAAAUCGAUCCUCAAGAAGCUCUCCGAGGACAAGGUCGCCCUGGACCAACGGCAAGGCAUCAUGCCGAACCGGGAGCUGAAGAAGCUGAUGCGAGCCCAAACGGUGGAAGGGUACGUUGCUAGACACAGCAAGUUCGCGAAGAGCGUUACCUUCAAUAGAAACACACUCUCUAGUCCUCCCGCAAGUGUUCAUGUACGUGAGUCUAUUGAAGACAGCACUCUUUUUCCCAUUCCUAGCGCACAAAGUACCACGACCACCACCACUACCACCGUGAUCGCGAGUGCCACGACCACCACGACAAACACGGCCACCAACACGACGAGCGAGGAAAGUUCGCUCUCCACGGUAGCCGAGAACAUCCAGUUCACCGCGACCUCGCAACUUCCGCUCGCGCCGCCGACGCCACCCACCACGUGUGACACCUCCGUGACAUCGCACCAAGCCCUUGCCGUCGUCAGCAACAACGGGUACUACGAACCGGACGCGGUGUUCCACGCCAACGGAGACCUCUCGAUCGCGGACGAUUCACCGUCCAAAGGGUCGUCACUGUCGGCGUUCGGCGGCCAGCGGAAGAUCAUCAAAGGUUCCCUCGAGGAGCAGGAGUUCUUCGGCGAGGUCCUGCUCGGCAUCAAGCAGGUCAUCCAGACGCAUAUGAAGGAGAUACAGGUCAAGUUCCAGGACAAGUUCUUCAACCUUGAGCUGGAGGUGAAGAAGCGGGACGACAUCAUAUCAAAGCUGCAGCACCGCAUCCUGGAGAUGGAGCGGGAGCAGCAGGAUCAGCAGCUGGUGGCACUGAGGGCGUACGACGACGACGGGAACGAGGACGAAGAUGUGCUGGUGUUCCAGCAGCAGCAGCAGCAACGGCAGGGAUCCUCCGGCAGUGGUACCUCGCGGUCGUCCGACGAGCUCCCGUUUAUGCGCGGUGACUCCCUCGACACCAUCUUCGCCUCGUCGCCCCACUCCGAUUCGGACGCACCCCGCGCGCCCAAGGUCGUUCGCAACCGGAAACCUCGCAGCUCGCCCCGCCAUCGGCCCCUCCGAAAUCGACCGCCACCGCCGGGCUGGGACGAAAGCACCGACCAGGACAGCUUCGACCGACGGGACUCUCCGCCCGUCGCCGUUGCCGCGGCGGUUCCACCUCCGGUUCCUCCACGCCGUGCGUCUUCCUCACCCGCCGUUGACCGGAUACGCAGUCCGUACCGGGACAUUGUGAUAUCGGAACUCACGGGGAACAUCAUCUCGGACAGCGUGAUCGUCAACAUCGAGAAGAGUUCCAGCUCGGAUCAUUCCGACAACAACUACGAAGAGGAGGGAGGGGAAGAGGAAGGUGAGGAGGAGGAAACAGGGGAGCUGGGAGUGGAGGAGGAGGUUGAAGAGGAGGAGGAUGACGAGUUCGCCAGCGAGUCGGGCAAACUGGUCCAGAACCGGGGCAGUCGGAGCAGUGACGAUGACUUUUACGUCGAUGACUUCGAUGUCGACGAGGAGGAGGAAGAGGAGGCGGAAGAGGAAGAAGAGCAGAUGAACCACAACGACUGGGAGGUUCGCAUGCUUGCGGCAGAACUGAAGAAGCGCGAAAGUGUCAGCACGGACUUCCCGAGUGACGUGGACGAGCACGACGGGCUGCUGCGGCGACGCCGAAAACGCAGCGAAACGGACACCGACGGCAGCGGGGCCGAACUGGAGGUGCUGAGGAGACCCCGCGCAGCCAGUCUGGACCAGCACAACCUGCGACGGAUGGCCAGCAUGAGCUCGGCAGCAGGGCCAAGCCAGCAGCAGCAGCAACGACGCCGAGGUUCCAUCUUCAAGGCCAUGAGCUUCGACCGGGACAAAGAUCGUCUCUGAGAAUUAAGGCUCAGAUGUGACGUGUGCAUGUUCACCAGUAUCACCAACGUGAUCAUCAUCGAGUGGAACAAGCGGUAAUCCGAAACCAGAACCAAACAAAAAAGUAUAAAAAGAACGCACUAUUAUGUAAGCAAACAAAAACAAAACAAACGAGUUGACAGAGGUAGACACAAGUUGAGCUAGUUUAUAGACCCCACAUCACAAGCCCCUUAACAGAUUGAUAGAUUCUAUUGAUUGAGUUGAGAGCAGCCUACGAAACAUUUAGGGAAUAGUCCAAACUAUAGCGUGAAUACGGUAGAAAUUUUGUUGCAACAACAACAACAGAUAAAAUACCAAAAAACAGAGAUUUUAUCGCACGUUUUGCACACACACACACAUUAAAAAAAAUGAAUAUAAAUUAAGAUCGCGCGUUUAGUUACAUUGUUACAUCAAAAAGAGAGAGUAAGAGAGAAUGCUUUUCAUAUUACGACCAGAGAAAAAGAAAGAGAGAGCGUUGUUACUUAUUUUCAGUUCGUGUAGUGGCGUGAACAAGACGAGUUAAAGUUCCAAGUACCGACGUUUUAAGAAAAAUUAAAAACAUAAUAACAGCUGAGCGCUAACCUAACUAUACGAUGUAGAAACUAUAGCAAACAGAAACAAUACCGUCUGUGCGGUAAGGAAUUUUAAAAUCUAAACACCUAGCGAAGCAUUACAUCCCGUCCAGAUCCGGUUGGUUCUUCCCUCCGAUUGCGUUGAUCGGUUGAAUUAACUUAAGACAAGUUCAGUAUCAUCAUGAAGUGGUGCAAUUUCCCUGUCGUUUU